AACAAAAUAUUUAUUUUCAACCAAAGUAUCUACACUGCAUAAAGUUUAAUAAGAUUAUCUUAGCUUGGUAGAAUAAUAUCACUCCUUAUUCAUUAUUUUGUGAUUAGAUUGCGAAACAUAAUGGAAAAUCUUUCGAAUGAUGUUGAAAAGUUAAAUUUGAGUAGUUCAUCUGAUGAAGAGUCUUCAGAAGAGGAAGAGAUGGCCGAAUUCCCUGUGGCAAUGUGGGAUUUCAAUCAGUGUGACCCAAAGAAGUGUUCAGGAAGAAAAUUAGAACGCAUGAAAUUAAUAAAAUCUUUGAAAAUUAAGCAAAAAUUUCACGGAGUAGUUUUGACACCACUAGGAUCUAAAUGUGUUAGUCCUGCUGAUAAGGAAAUAGUUUCAAAUAAAGGUGUUUGUGUUGUGGAUUGUUCAUGGGCCAAAAUAGAUGAAACGCCAAUUGCAAGUCUAAAAACAACCUGUGGUCGAUUGUUGCCAUUCUUGAUUGCAGCAAAUCCUAUAAAUUAUGGAAAACCAUGCCAAUUGAGUUGUGUAGAGGCUUUAGCUGCAACAAUGUACAUUGUUGGAUUCAAAAGUAAUGCAAGGUUUUAUCUUAAUAAAUUUUCUUGGGGACAUUCCUUCUUAGAACUAAAUGAGGAACUUUUGGACAAAUAUUCGGAGUGUGCAAAUAGUGAAGAGGUUAUAGCAGCUCAAAAUCAAUACUUAGAGGAUAUCAAAAAAAGCCAACAACAACGUAGAGAUAUGCCAGACUUUCCUCCUUCAGAAAGUGAAUCAUCUGAUGAAGAAGACUGAAUAUGAAUGAAAAAAAAACUCGAAUCAUGAGAAAUCAAUGGAUCAAAAAAUAUCAGAUUGGAAAUGCAUGAUUGGUAGAUCACUAAGAAAAUUGGAUUACCAUGUUGCAACAUUGACUUCUUUACUUUAAUGAAAGAAAAAAUUUUUAUAGAAUACCUGAAAUCCCAUAAAAUAAACAUUUUAUGCAAUACUUUGAGAAAAUGAUAAAUAUAAUAAUUUUUGUUUGA
Molecule: messenger RNA, 1016 nt
Organism: Harmonia axyridis
Lineage: Eukaryota; Metazoa; Arthropoda; Insecta; Coleoptera; Coccinellidae
Product: 18S rRNA aminocarboxypropyltransferase
Exons: 3
Coding region: 121-789 (222 amino acids)
Biological process (GO): maturation of SSU-rRNA
Molecular function (GO): rRNA small subunit aminocarboxypropyltransferase activity
Source: RefSeq, a predicted model, not a curated record